UCCCCCUAUGUGACACAGGUGUGCGUGUAAGCGUCACAGUGGCCAUUGGGGUCCUGCUGGGUGAGCAUCUGUAGCAGUGACGCAGCCGCCCUGUCUCCUCGACUCUGUGCAGUGUGUCUGUUCAGGUGACUGCGUGCUGGAGCCUUUCAUGUGUGAGCGUCUGUCGGGUGAAGCAGCCGGGAGUGUCUCUGCAACUCUGCUUUUGUGAGGCCAGCCAUCCUUAAGAAAAAAAAUCUUUAAAAGGAAGAAGAAUUGUUAUACGUCUUAAAAAUCAAGGUUCAGGCCAGCUGUCCUUCAGGAAAAGCAUCCUGAGGAGGAGGAAGAAUUGUUACACAUCUUAAAAUCCAGAUUCAGUCUCCAGGUUAACUGAUACUGCGUUACCCAAAGCUCCCACCUGAAUCACCUAGUUGGUCUUUCUGGAGUGGCCAGCCCCCCUUGGAAACAAAGACAUUCCUAUCAGAUUUUGUGUCUUCUGUAGAAGAAGCCCCAGGAGGACUGAUCAGUUCUUGAAUUCUAAAGCUAUGGCCCACGGUUUGAUAACAUUCUCAGAUGUGGCCAUAGACUUCUCUCAGGAGGAGUGGGCCUGUCUGAACUCUGCUCAGAGGGACCUAUACUGGGAUGUGAUGUUGGAGAACUACAGUAACUUGGUCUCACUAGAUUUGGAGUCAGCAUAUGAGACUAAGAGCUUAGCUGCAGAAAAGAACAUUUCUGGAAUAAAUUUUUCCAAAGGGAAUUCAGAUGGAAAAAGUAAAUCCCUUGGCAUUAACUGGAUGCGGGAACGUGAUCCUGCAGGACCACGGGGCUCUCGAGAGGGACGUUUGAAUCAAAAGAAAAUCAGCAGAGGGAAAAGGCCUACCAAUAAAGAAAGUACACCUUCUAGAUCACAACAGAGACAUCAUAAUAAGGCGAGUUCCUAUGAAUGUAAGGAAUGUGGGAAGGGUUUUAGUCGUGGCUAUCAACUUAGUCAACAUCAGAAAAUUCAUACUGGUGAGAAACCUUACCAAUGUAAAGAGUGUAAGAAGGCUUUUCGUUGGGGUAAUCAGCUUACUCAACAUCAGAAAAUUCAUACUGGUGAGAAACCUUAUGAAUGUAAAGAUUGUGGGAAGGCCUUUCGAUGGGGCUCAAGCCUUGUUAUUCAUAGGAGAAUUCAUACUGGUGAAAAACCCUAUGAAUGUAAGGACUGUGGAAAGGCCUUUAGACGUGGUGAUGAACUCACUCAACAUCAGAGAUUUCAUACUGGUGAAAAAGACUAUGAAUGUAAGGACUGUGGGAAGACCUUUAGCCGUGUAUAUAAACUUAUUCAGCAUAAGAGAAUUCAUAGUGGUGAGAAACCCUAUGAAUGUAAAGACUGUGGGAAGGCUUUUAUUUGUGGCUCAAGCCUCAUUCAGCAUAAGAGAAUUCAUACAGGUGAGAAACCCUAUGAAUGUCAAGAAUGUGGGAAGGCCUUUACCCGAGUCAAUUAUCUUACUCAACAUCAGAAGAUUCAUACUGGUGAGAAACCUCAUGAAUGUAAGGAAUGUGGGAAGGCCUUUCGUUGGGGGUCAAGCCUUGUUAAGCAUGAGAGAAUUCAUACAGGGGAGAAACCAUAUAAAUGUACAGAAUGUGGGAAGGCCUUUAAUUGUGGCUAUCACCUUACCCAGCAUGAGAGAAUUCACACUGGUGAAACGCCUUAUAAAUGUAAGGAAUGUGGAAAGGCCUUUAUUUAUGGCUCAAGCCUUGUUAAGCAUGAGAGAAUUCAUACAGGGGAGAAGCCCUAUGAGUGUAAGGAAUGUGGGAAGGCCUUUAGUCAUGGCCAUCAACUUACACAGCAUCAGAAAACUCAUAUUGCGAAAUCCUAUGAAUGUAAGGAAUGUGGAAAGGUAUUUAAUCAUUUAAACCAUCUAAGAGAACAUCAGAAGACUCAUAACAGUUGAAAACCCUUUUGAAUACAGUAGUCCCCCAAUCCUCAGUUUUGCUCUCCAUGCUUUCAGUUACCCACAGUUAAUACAGUCCAAAAAUAUUAAAUGGGAAAUUCCAAAAGUGAACAAUUCAUAAGUUUUAAAUUAUGCACCAUUCUCAAUAGCAUGAUGAAAUCUUGCGCCUUCCAACUCCAUGAGCCUGGACCAGGAAUCCUCCCUUUGCCCAGCAUAUCCAUGCUGUAUAUGCUACCUGCCUGUUCAUCACUUAGUAGCCAUCUCAGUUAUCAGAUCGACUGUCAUGGUACCGCAGUGCUUAUGUUCAGGUAACCUUUAUUUUUCUUGAUAACCCAAAGCGCAAGAGUAGAGAUGCCAGCAAUUUGGAUAUGCCAGUAAUUUGGAUAUGCCGGCAAUUUGGAUAUGCCAAAAAGAAGCUAAGUGCUUCCUUUAGAUGAAAAGGUGAAAGUACUCAAUAAGGCAAGAAAAAAAACUUAUAUGCUGAGGUUGCUAAGAUCUACAGUAUAACAAGAUUAUUUUGAGAGAGAGACCACAUUCACAGAAGUUUUACUACACUAUAUUGUUAUAAUUGUUCUAUUUUAUUGUUAGUUAAUUGUUGUUAAUCUCUUACUGUGCCUAAUUUAUAAAUUAAAGUUUAGGUAUAUAUGUAUGUACGUAUAGGAAAAAACGUAGUAUAUAUGGUGUUCAUUACUAUCCAUGGUUUCAGGCAUCCACGCGGGGGUCUUGGAGCUUAUUCUCCUGUGGAUGAGGGGGAACCACUGUACAAAGAAUGUACAGGGCCGAGCCCGUGGUGCACUCGGGAGAGUGCGGCGCUGGGAGCACAGCGACGCUCCCGCUGCGGGUUCGGAUCCUAUAUAGGAAUGGCUGGUGCACUCACUGGCUGAGUGCCGGUCACGAAAAAAAAAAAAAAAAGAAAAGAAUGUACAAAGUCGUCUAAACUACGUUCAUUCCUUCCUCAACAUUAGGAAAGUUUAUGAUAUAAUUUAACAUAAGAAAGCCUUCCCUGGCCACUCUUCUACUUAUAGAAUAUCAGAAGUCGUACUAGAGACAAACCUGGAGAGUGGAGAAAUCGUUUUUUCUUAAUGAUCACAACAUACUCAGUGUAAAGUAUGUGUUUUUAUUGUAUAGUUUAAUUUAGUGGACGCGCGGAAGCCUACCCAUACCAUUCUGUCUUUACCACAUUUCAGAUUCGUUCUAGGGAAUAACCCUGCUAAUGUAACGUGUGUGGGAAAGCCUUUAGUCAUGGCACACGCCCCACCCAUUGUCAUCACCGUCCCACCUCUUUGCUCCCUGUGAGACACUGACCAAACUGCUCACUACCCCUGUGCAUUGUUUGUAAAAUGUACAUUAUGUGCGUUAUUUGUACAUAGGGAUAAUCACAUCUACCUAAGACUGCUAUUGUGAAAAUUAAAUGUUUGGUACAUGUAAACUCCUGGAAAAUGUAUUUGGAAUAUUGUGUAAGCCGAACAAAUAUUAGCUAUUGUUCUUAUGAUCAUUCCCAUUAGUGUUGCUCUAAGUGAAUUGUUACAAGAACCCCUCUCCUCCCUCAGGUGCAGUGAGUUUAGAAAAGACUAUCAAACUUCUAGAAGAAAACACAGGAGAUUACUGUCACAACUUUGGGUUAGACAGUGAUUUUGUAGUAUGCAAAAGAUGCUAAACAUAAAAUAGUGUCGUUAGACUUCAUCAGAGUACAAAGUUCUGUUCAUCAGAUAAUGCAUUAAGAUAGGCAAAAGGCAAGAAGUAGACUGGAAGAAGGUAUUUGCUGUACAUAUACUUGACAAAGGACUCACAGAAAAUAUAAAGAAUCCCUCAUGAAUAAAAUGACAAAUGAAUUAAGAGGGGGGAAAACUUAAACACUUCACAGGAAAUCACCAAAUGGCCAAUAAGUAAGUGAAAAUGUGUUCAACAUCAUUACUCAUCAAGGAAAUGCAAAGUAGAGCAACGUGAUGUCACUAGACAGUCACCAGAAUGGCUAAAAUUAAAAUCACAAUAACUAAGAGUAAGUUUCUAAUGUCUCAUCACAAAAGUCGAUAAAUGAGGUGUGGAUAUGUUAAUUGGCUUGAUUUAAUCAUUCCACAUUGUAUACGUACAUCAUAACAUUGUACUUCAUAGA
Messenger RNA from Cynocephalus volans (Philippine flying lemur), 4026 nucleotides. It is a transcript of the gene ZNF331, whose product is annotated as zinc finger protein 331. Gene Ontology annotation, cellular component: nucleus. Gene Ontology annotation, molecular function: DNA-binding transcription factor activity, RNA polymerase II-specific; RNA polymerase II cis-regulatory region sequence-specific DNA binding. The record is from RefSeq and is a predicted model, not a curated record. Lineage: Eukaryota; Metazoa; Chordata; Mammalia; Dermoptera; Cynocephalidae. The transcript has 8 exons. The coding region runs from base 522 to 1913 and encodes 463 amino acids. Gene Ontology annotation, biological process: regulation of transcription by RNA polymerase II.